Molecule: messenger RNA, 1007 nt
Organism: Paramecium sonneborni
Lineage: Eukaryota; Ciliophora; Oligohymenophorea; Peniculida; Parameciidae
Source: the annotation of a GenBank genome assembly
AUGAUUAAGUAAUUUAUAGAUAUCAAAAUAAUCAAUUAGAAUAAAUACAAUAAAAUAAAUAUUAUGUAUUCUAAAUAAGCAACAAUCUCAAAAUCUUAGAACUUAAAAUCGAAGCUCUCUAUUAAAGAUACUAUGUCGAAUUCUCAUUAAAUUCAUAGUCAACCCUAAUCUUCGAAGGGUUAAGACAAUCAUAAAUAAGAAGUACAUUUGUUUUAAUUUAGAAUAAAUAAGAUUGUAAUUAGAUGAAGAAGAAACUAUUCAACAUUUUGGGUAAGAACAGUGAAUCACAUAAAUUAUUUAAAGUUUCACCUACUAAUUCACUUAAGUAAUAAUAUUUCGUAUCUGCAUCUCUCUAACAAAAAUACAAAGGAUCUAUGUUAAAAUAAAAUCAUACAACUGAAAAUAAUGAUUCUCUUAAAACUAUCAAGUGCAAUCCUGUGAAGUUACUUAAAUCCAAUAAACAUCGGGACAGUAAUAAAUAUUGCGAAUUCAUUUCAAAUAACAAUUUUGACAUGUAAAAACAAUUUGGAAGUUUUGUGAGAUCUAUUGAUCAAAUUUAAGCUGAUUAAUUACCUAUGUAAAAUACUGAAAGAAGUACUUUAAUUGCACUUUUCGAAAAACUUAAUGAAAAGGAUUCAAAGUAAUUUAAACCUAAAAGAUAAACACUUUAACAUUCAGAAUCUUAUUCAUAAAAGUAAUCAAUAUAAGCUGAAUUUGUUGAUUUAAGAUUAAAAUAAAGAAACAAAUGCAAUUUUUCUAAUAAUUCAUCAGGAUAAUUAGUCAAUCCAAAUUCAACAACAACAUAAAUACAUUAGAAUCCAUUAAUAUCUAUUGAAUCAAAAAUUAAAAUAGAUGAAAAUUUAUAAACAAUUGUCGAUAAAACAAAAUAAAUAUUAUUAAAAUAUUAAGCAAAAUUGAAACAAAAUGAUUAUGAAAAGGAUGCAUUAAUUUAAGAAAUUUAAUAUUGGAAAUCUAAAUACUUAAAAUGCAAACAACAAUAAUUUUGA